AACUCUUAGGAGUGCCGCUUAGAAGAAAAAUCUUAUAUUAAAUUGGGUCUAAAGAAAGCAGAUUUACCAAUUGCAACCACUUUCUCUUCCUCGUCGCCUUUGUCUCCGACUGUCAAUCUUCCAUGGCUCCUGCCGCUGCCAACCGUUGGCUGAGGCCUGAGGUUUAUCCGCUCUUUGCUGCGGUUGGGGCUGCCGUGGGGAUCUGCGGCUUCCAGCUUAUUCGAAACAUUUGCAUCAAUCCUGAAGUGAGGGUUAACAAGGCAAGCAGGGUUGCAGGAGUGCUGGAGAACUUUUCAGAAGGGGAGAAAUACGCUGAACAUUCUCUCAGAAAAUUUGUCCGUGGAAGAUCUCCAGAAAUCAUGCCAAGUCUUAACAGCUUCUUCUCGAAUCCAAGUAAUUAAAGGUUUGUUGCUUCAGGAAAAGAUGAUCCUGAAUGUAUUUCUGCUAUGUUUGCUUUGGAUUGUGAUAUCAAUACUUGUAAUAAUGUCCUCAACGUUUGAAACGCAACUGUUAUGAUCGUUGUAAGUGCCUAUUGAGGUUGUUUGAGUGUUUGAAGGCUUAAAUUGAACCAAUAUUUGUUUCUGGUUUAUUCUGUUCUAGCUUUGAUAAUGAGCUUUGGUUGCUACCU
Molecule: messenger RNA, 628 nt
Organism: Dendrobium catenatum
Lineage: Eukaryota; Viridiplantae; Streptophyta; Magnoliopsida; Asparagales; Orchidaceae
Exons: 3
Coding region: 123-401 (92 amino acids)
Source: RefSeq, a predicted model, not a curated record